AUAUAGUUGAAUCUAAUAUAGAUGUAGCUGAAGCUGAUGUAGAUAUAAUUGAAGCUAAUGUAGUUAAAAAUUUAGAAAAUGUAGUUGAAGUAGAAAAUAUAGUUAAGACAAAAGAUAUAGUUGAAGAAAUACAUGUAGUUGAAAAAGUAAAUAUAGUUAAAUCCAAUUUAGAUAUAGCUAGAUCUGAU
Molecule: messenger RNA, 188 nt
Organism: Racocetra persica
Lineage: Eukaryota; Fungi; Glomeromycota; Glomeromycetes; Diversisporales; Gigasporaceae
Source: the annotation of a GenBank genome assembly